GCGUCCGCGACGCCGAGCUGCGAGGUUGUGUUCGUUUGGUCCGCCGACCAGAGAGAGAGCCGUAUCUCUCGGACACUCGCGUCCCGUACUCUAACUUGGCUCGACGGUCGUCGCCGAGAAAUCGAUAAUCGUGACGGUAUCGAUGCAACAGUGGUGGUUUCUCGCAUUCAUUUUUCGACGGAUUUCUCGCCGGUCGGUCUCUACCUUCUCGGAAUCCCGUGGGAAUCGUCGCGAGUGCGACUUCAAAAGUGCUACUCGACGUCAAUAUAGAGGAUAUUGUAUAGUGCUUGUGCCGAGAGGGAUAAUGUCGCCCUGAUAUCGUGGGAUUCCGGUAUAUCCGUUGCAGUGAGAUUCGCUCUGCAAGAUUUGAUCCGCGAUCGACAUUCGCCACUUCUCGCGUCUCACGGAUGCGGGGCACGAGAGAGUCUCCCUCGGGACGGUUGAAAAAGUGUUAAAGUUGGAAAUCCGCCGGUCUAACGUCAACGCGGAAUACUCGAUUUUCGCGCGCCCUACGCAUUCCGAAACUACUGCCAAGACUCGACUUGGACUACUCUAACGUGUCGAGCGCUGUCGCGUGCAUUCGCCGCAUCGAAUGAUCGACGGCGAGCGACGGGUGGCUUCGCGCUCCGCAAACGAAGAUUCCAACCGAGGAUCCUACGUCCGUGGCGUUUCGCGUUCGUUUCGCAGCAGCGGCCGCGAUCAGCAUCGUCGCCGUAUCAUUUCCGAAGUAUCCCCGGGGAAAAACUGAACCAAUGAACGGUCUGGUAAGCCGUGCUCCGGGCGAGAGAAACACAGGCCGGAUCCAUGGAACCGGCGCUAUCAUCUCGGAUACCAUCGACAACGACGCGCCGAGAGAAACGAAUCCCGUCUGAUCGCUCCGACUUAGAUACGUUGAAUCUACUAUAAUUUCUUUUGCCGAGAAUAUUAAGAAUCGUCGAAGGUCGUUGGAUCGUACUGGAUUUCUCGGCAUGACGGUGUAAAAGCGGUAACGGGAAUUGUCCGAAGGAGGCAUCGCAGGGAUCAAUCGCGACUCGUCGACGAGAAAACAACGGUCAAAGUGGAGUGUGCAUGUGGCGGAGGUGCGACAGUGGUGGAAGAAGUAGGUGGUCGUUGUGGACGACUGCAACGAGGUCGCGGGCGAAAGUGCAACGGGUGCUUUGGUGUCGUUGGUGGUUGUUGUCGAAUCCAAGUGCCCGUGGUGACGGUGCUAGUCGUCGUCCCGUUGUUACCAUGGUUUCCACGUCCUUCGUAACUCUGGUGUUCCUCGUGUGUCUGCAAACGGUACUACUGUCGACUGUGAGCAACUGCGCCAAGACGAUCAGCAUGUACUGGAACACCACCAAUUCCAUAUUUCGAAUAGACAAUACAGAUCAUAUAAUCGACGUAAACAAGAAUAAUGCAGCGUUCGAGUAUGAUCAAGUCAAUAUAAUAUGUCCGGUAUAUCCGCCGGACUCGUAUGUUGAUGACGAUGCUGAAAAGUACAUUAUUUAUAACGUGUCCAAGGAGGAGUACGAGACAUGUCGGAUAACGAACCCCAGUCCGCGGGUAAUAGCGGUGUGCGACAAGCCGCGCAAAAUGAUGUACUUCACCAUCACCUUCAGGCCGUUCACGCCACAACCCGGGGGCCUCGAGUUCCUCCCGGGCCACGAUUACUACUUCAUCAGCACCUCGUCCAAGGACGACCUCCACAGGCGCAUCGGCGGACGGUGCACCAGCCACAACAUGAAGGUCGUCUUCAAGGUCUGCUGUGGUAAUGAGGCCGACACCUCAUCCUCGUCGGCGACAUCGCGCAACAAUUCCGUAGCCGUGACCAGCAGCACCAUGCCCAGCAGCAGCUCCACGAGUACCGCGGUUUUGGGCGGCGGAGCCGCCGGUCUGCCGCCCCCGCCGCCGCCGCCGAUCGUCUACAGGGGCGGAGAUCGAUUCUACCCGGGGGGCAGCAUUCAUCAUCGUCCUGAUCAUCAUCAGCCGGGCACGGCGGCGCCGACCCUGUCCCACGUGCCUCCGCCGGCCUACCCCGCGCAUCCGCAUCCGCAUCAGCCGCAGCCGCCGAUUCACAAUGGACCGCCGUCCUCGAUCACGCCGCCCAAGACCUCGACCGGCCAGAAGAAGAAGAACAAGGAAUAUACGGAUCAUCCGAAUGAGGUGGUAAAGAACGAAGAGCUGACGUAUAACGGCGCGAAUUCGUAUACUACGCAGUUCCGGUACGCACAGAACUUAAUCCUGGCGAUGUGUAGCCUGUUGAUGAGCACAUUGCUGCAACAGCUGCUGCGGUGAAGCGAUAGCACCGCCAACGUACGAGAACGUCGUAUAUCCCAUGCGUCGAAACCCCUUCUUCUGUGAUUAUCCUACGUUUAAUUGAUUUCUUGAGAAGCGCGCGAGACAUGCACGCGCGACCCUCGGCCGUCCCUUGAUCGUAAUAAAACACGCACGAUCCAUGGUCGCGCCGACUCGAGAGAUGGCAGAGAAGAGAGAAGAAAUAGGCGGAGAGAGAGAAAAGACGAAAAUAAAGAGCAAGAUACACAUCGAGAAAAGAGACACGCACGACACACGAGCGGCAACGCCAUAUUAACUACAAUUAAUACAAACUAGCAGGGUUCCAAGAUGGAAUACCAGACUACAAAGUCGACAAAGCCGAAGGUAGGACGGGAAAUAGAGAAAGCGGAAAAAAGGAAAAUGCUACUAUUAGACACUACUUAUAGUACACGCCCAUUAUUAUUACUACUAUAAAUGGUAGUCGUAUUGGUUGUCCUUUUUAUCAUUACGCUGAUAGCUAUUUAUUCGAAUAUCGACAGAAACCGAAGUGGGAGUCAUAGGCAGCGUGCUAAGUAUCCUCAAGCGAAGAAAGUGUACGAGAGAAAAACGGAGUCUAUUAGUAUAUUAGUAGCAGGGCUACGCGAGAAAAUCCGUCAGAGAUCGCGUCUCUUUCAUUCCAGCGUCGCGAAUCCUAUAAUUCAGGACAAAAUAUCGCGUAAGCUCGACCAACGACGACGAACGAUCCUUCGUUAAGGGGUCCUUGCAUGGAAUCGACAAAGUCAUGGUUUUUUCCAAGUGCGAUCAUCCGAGCACGCUGUGCCCCGAGAAAAGAGUACCUGAAAAUUCUUAUUCGGAAUAUUUCCGGUUCGCGGCCAAGACGAUCCAGAGCGAACAAUUGCGAUCUUUAUUGAGAAUCUCCCAGGAAUCUCGUAGAUUCUAUGACUCUAAGUCGUCGAUACAACAUCUCGUUCCUUGAUGAUUAGUUGAAGGGUCAAAAAAUUAAAAGAAUCGUAUGGGAGUAAUCAUGUCUCUCACGCGGCGUUUAAGCUCAGAUCGAUCGCUGCGGAUACUCAGCCAAGAACAGGACGCCGAGGACGAAGGAUCAUUCGAUUUCGCGUGCGAGAUCAUGAGUAGGAUAAUUAGCACGCGUGUAAAUAAAUUCCUAAUGAAUAUGUACAAGUGGCUCUUGGUCGUCUUGUAUGCCGAUGGGCAGCAGGGGGCCAGUGAGAUUUAAGAAAGAGUGCCGUAUUUCUAGAUAAAUAUUAUGAGAGAAAGAAACGAAGAGAAUGUGUAUCAGAAAGAGAAAGUGUGAUUAUGCGAGCACUGUGUAAAAGUACUCGUCGAACAAAGCAACGCGAGACAUGAACUUGUGCGAGUUUUUGCCAUUAUAUCGAACUAAUUAUGUCAUCGUUGCGAGUCACCAACAAUUUGCAUGUAUCAUUGACUCAAGCUGUUAGAUAAGAAAGAUGAUGGAGAAAAAGAGUGAACGAAUAAAUAAAAAAUAGCAUGCAAGAGAGACUGAGUCGUGAAUCGAGUAAGAGACAGAUUUGUAUAAUAGCUGUACCAUACCGAGACUUCUAUCUAUAGAGAUCUGUAUUAUAUUUAUUAUGCAUUAUCAUUACGCUACGAAUAUUCAACACUCGAUAUUCUAUAUUCGCUAGUGAAAUAUCAAAUUUAAUAACAAAUAAAUUAACGUACUAUCGGCGCCGGGGGUGAAGCGGCGAUCGUGGCGCAAAUAAACCCCCAAGGCCAAUUCCUGACAUUUGUUAUUUUCCUCGUUUUUGAUUCCGUUCCAAAUAUUAUAUAUUAUAUAUUAUACACGGAUAAUAUUUCUAUUCAAACUAUUCACGGUAUCUAAUUAAUUAAUUGUUCAAUCAUGUUUCCGAUUUAUUGAUGCUAUAUAGGUUUUCUUUUUUUUAUUAUUGUAUUUAUUUACUAAAAAAAAGACUCGCGCACGUAUGAUGUCACACGCGUGUAUACGUACAUUUCAUGCCGCAUACUUGCAGAUUCAUCUUUCAUGCGACGCCACGUGCGUCGAAAGCGAGAUUGCGUAUACGCGUUCAUACGGCACAUGCGUGCGUAAACACAUACAAGGAAGAAAGAUGAAGCAGUGAGUAAUUUUUCUUUCGUGUCUGCUAAAAAAGAAAAUUUCAAGCGCAAUUACACUAACGAAUUAUUGUAAAUACGAAUUUAUGCGGAAAAUGAAUACCGUGACAAGAGAAUGUAUCUGAGUGCCUGUGCGGAUGCGUGCGUGUGAGAUAAGAGAGAAUAAGAGAUCCUGACUCAGGAUCUUUAGAUAGCGAAACAAUAGUCCUUACAAGUUGAAGAUUGUUCGACGUGACCCGGCUCGCUUUCGACGAGUUCAUUCAUGAUUUAUCGUCCCUACUUGCGUCUACGAUUACGACAACAGCGAAUGAUUACGAUCAACCGAGAAUUGCGAAUAUACAGCGGAAAUUCAGCAGCAGUAUUAUAAUAUGCCUAAGUGUCUGUAUUUUUUGUGUUGUAUUCUCGUAAUAAUACGGCGAGCAAAAUGGGCAAUAUUUCACACGAUAUUUCACGAUUCCAUUCGAUCAUUGUUUCAAAAUUUACAUCCUUUUAUAAAUAAUAUUCAGCAAAUUGCCGCGCGCAUCCGCAGACAAUCAUUAUCAUAUUACAAAAUGUUCCGAAUUUGUUAAAAUAAGGACAUUUAUGUUAAAAAUAUUUAUCUCUGAUUUCCCUGGUUGAAAUGUUCUGAUGCAUCGUCAUAUAGUCAACAAUCUUAUACCUAUUGGCAACAAAAAUGUACUGUUUAUAAAUAUAUAGUCAAUUGCUGCCUCAAUAAUUCCUUAAUGAUCCAGAAGUUGUCAAUUGUUGCAACAUUCUUUUAAUUAGUAUCUUUAUUUAUUAUUAUUUCUGAAAUAAAUCAAUCAACAGUCGUAAAGAUACUCGUUUAAUAAUUAUGAAUAUUAAAAGCAUUUUUAGGAAUUAAAACAUUUUUCAACCAGGGCUAUCAUAUCUUUAAUAUUAUACACAUAAUCAGCAAUCUCAUUUUGCGAGAUCUUAAAUUUCGCUUAGCGAAUGAAUACGCUCGCUUAUUGUGCUAUAUUUGUGCAUUGUUAGGAAUUGUGAAAAUAUCGCCGAUCACGAGUUGAAUUUACUUACUUUAAGUUGCAAAAAGAGAAAUUGAUCACCGUUUGAUCGAUUAUUCGUAUGCGAAAGACGAUGUGCGCAGAGAUGAUACGUGAAUUAACGUGAAUGGUAAUCAUCCGCGCGAACGAUAAGCGAACACGCUAUAACAAUAAUAUAGACUCGAAUUAUUCGAUAUAGAAAAUAGACAAGGUCACUCACUGCAAAAA
Molecule: messenger RNA, 5591 nt
Organism: Camponotus floridanus (Florida carpenter ant)
Lineage: Eukaryota; Metazoa; Arthropoda; Insecta; Hymenoptera; Formicidae
Gene: Ephrin
Biological process (GO): ephrin receptor signaling pathway; axon guidance
Cellular component (GO): plasma membrane
Molecular function (GO): ephrin receptor binding
Source: RefSeq, a predicted model, not a curated record